Alligator mississippiensis (American alligator) is the source of this 939-nucleotide messenger RNA. RefSeq names its product olfactory receptor 4D9-like. Lineage: Eukaryota; Metazoa; Chordata; Crocodylia; Alligatoridae. The transcript has a single exon. The coding region runs from base 1 to 939 and encodes 312 amino acids. Gene Ontology annotation, molecular function: olfactory receptor activity; G protein-coupled receptor activity. Gene Ontology annotation, biological process: G protein-coupled receptor signaling pathway. The record is from RefSeq and is a predicted model, not a curated record. Gene Ontology annotation, cellular component: membrane.
AUGGAAGUGGAGAACCUCACGACCACAGUAACAGAAUUUGUCCUCUUGGGUCUCACCCAGAGUCCAGAGCUGAAAUAUCUCCUUUUCCUGGUCUUCUUCUUAGUCUACCUCAUGACCUGGCUCAGCAACCUCACCAUCAUCAUUGUGGUGAUCACCAACAGCCAUCUCCACAUUCCAAUGUACUUCUUUCUGGCCAACUUGGCCUUCAUAGAUAUUAACGACUCUUCAGUUACAGCCGUCAAAUUGUUGUGGGACCUUGCUUCUCAGACCAAAACCAUAUCCUUCACCUGGUGCAUCAUCCAGAUAUUCUUAUUUCAUUUCACUGGAGGUGCGGGUGUCUUUCUUCUUGUGGUGAUGGCAGUUGAUCGGUAUGUGGUCAUUCAUAAACCACUGCAUUACUUGACAAUCAUGAAUCAGGGCGUGUGCACAGGACUGGUGAUAGGAUCAUGGCUGGGAGGAUUUGCUCACUCUAUUGUUCAGACUGCACUGAUCAUCCAGCUUCCAUUCUGUGGACCCAAUAUCCUGGAUAAUUUUUACUGUGAUGUCCCACAGGUCAUCAAACUGGCCUGUGUUAAUACCUACCUAGUUGAGCUGCUGAUGGUCUCCAAUAGUGGACUGCUCCUUGCCUUCAUCUUCUUGAUUUUGCUCAUAUCUUAUAGUAUCAUCCUAGUCAAAAUCAGGAAACAUGUCACAGAUGGAAAGCACAAAGCACUGUCUACCUGUGCUGUCCAGAUCAUAGGCAAGAACUUAAUAUUUAUCCCAGAAAUCUUCAUCUAUGACCGACCCUUCAAGAAAUUAUCAGUGGACAAGAUAGUUUCUGUCACUUACGCUCUCAUCACUCCAAUGUUGAACCCAAUCAUAUACACCCUAAGAAAUGCUGAGAUGAAAAAUGCUAUCUGGAGGUUAAUGAGGAGAAUUUUGUUCUCCAGAAGGAAGUAA